GCCAUGGGAUCGGAGGAGCGAUCGCCGAAGCAGCAGCAGAUCAAUGGCGGCGGCGAGGGGAGGACGGGGAAGAAGAAGGAGAGGCUGCUCGACUUCCUGAGGGCCGAGCCAGCGCCCACGACGAACAGCAAGGGCGGCGCCUUCCUCGCGCGCGUGGCCACGCUCCGGACGCGCGCCGCCGCGCGCCUCCUCCGCGAACGCCGGCGCGCCGUGGACUGGCGCGGGCUGCGGCGCAGGGCGGCGGCGUGGGCGCGGCACCCGAUGAACGCGGCGCUGCUCGCGUGGCUCGCGUUCGUGGCCGGCGGGGUGGGGCUCGUGUUCCUGCUCAUGGUGGGCGCGCUGGACGGCGCCGUGCCGGAGCAGGCGCGGCGGCGGCGGUGGGCGGAGGUGGCCAACCAGAUGCUCAACGCGCUCUUCACCGUCAUGUGCGUCUACCAGCACCCGCAGCUCUGCCACCACCUCGCGCUCCUCCUCCGCUGGCGCGCCCCCGGGGACCCCGCCGAGCUCCGCGCCGUCUACCGCAAGAACGCCGGCGCCGGAGAAGAAGAAGAAGAAGGCGCACUGAGGAACGAGCGGGCCCACGUGGCGGUGGUGGUGGCGCUGCUGCACGGCACGUGCCUCGCGCAGUACGCCUCCUGCGCGCUCUUCUGGCUCCUGCGCCCCGGCGAGCGCCCCGCCUGGGCCGUCAACCUCGCCAUGGGCCUGGGCCUCGCCUUCCCCGUCGCCGCCGGCCUCUACUCGCUCUACGGCCCGCUCAAGGCCCGCCCGCCGGGCCCGGACCCCGCCGCCGCCGGACCCGUAGCCGAUGAAGAAAAGGCCGCCAUGGCUACGGCAGGAACAGGAAGACGGAGGAGGAAGGAGGUGGGCGGGCCGGAGUGGGCGGGCGGGCUGCUGGCCGGCCUCGGCGACGACCCGGCGGCGGCGGCCAUGUCGGCGUGCUGCGGCUUCUGCGUGUUCGGGUGGAACAUGGAGCGGCUGGGGCUGGGCAACAUGUACGUGCACGUCUUCACCUUCGCCCUCCUCUGCGCCGCGCCGCUGCUCGUCUUCGCCGGCGCCGCGCUCAGCAUCGCCCGCGACGACGCCGACCACGCCGGAGCGGCGGGGGAGCUCUGGUGGUACCUCGCGGGGGCUGCGGGAGCGCUGCUCUCCGUGCUCGGGCUGGCCUACGGCGGCUUCUGGCGCUCCAGGAUGCGGCGCCGCUUCGGGCUCCCCGCCGAGGACGAGCUCUUGCGUUGCGCCGGCGGGAGGAUAAUCCGGUGUCCGGCGGCGGACUACGGCAAGUGGCUGCUGUGCGCGCCGUGCGCGCUGGCGCAGGAGGUCAGGACCGGGAACCUGUACGACGUCGAGGGGGGGAGCUUUUACGCCAGGGAAGAAGAAGAAGAAGAGGAAGAAGAGAAGCCGGCAAUGGCGCCUCUGGAGAGGGAAGGGAGCCUGGGGGCACUGCUAGCCGGCGAGUGUGCCGUUGCCGUCGAUAUGCCGCCGGAGCCCGCGAGGGUGAACCGAUAGACUCCACGUGUAAUUGACUAACUGUUUAAACGAAGCGCGUUCACUAUAUAAAGUUGUAGAGAGAGUAAGAAUUGAA
This is a messenger RNA of Brachypodium distachyon (stiff brome), 1582 nucleotides long. RefSeq lists its product as uncharacterized. Gene Ontology annotation, biological process: sesquiterpene biosynthetic process. The record is from RefSeq and is a predicted model, not a curated record. Gene Ontology annotation, molecular function: cyclase activity. The transcript has a single exon. NCBI's taxonomy places the organism in Eukaryota, Viridiplantae, Streptophyta, Magnoliopsida, Poales, Poaceae. Bases 4 to 1506 code for a protein of 500 amino acids.